Molecule: messenger RNA, 2520 nt
Organism: Paraphaeosphaeria sporulosa
Lineage: Eukaryota; Fungi; Ascomycota; Dothideomycetes; Pleosporales; Didymosphaeriaceae
Exons: 2
Coding region: 1-2514 (837 amino acids)
Biological process (GO): carbohydrate metabolic process
Source: RefSeq, a predicted model, not a curated record
AUGUCUAUUUCAGUGGCGCCUGUUACUUUCGAACAUCACCGCCCGGCGUUCGGUAUCGCCGAGACGAGGCCUCGUAUCUCAUACCGAUUUGAAGGCACGGCAGUCGACUGGGAGCAAUCCCAAGUCGACAUCGAAAUCACCCAUGAUGGCACACCCAAGGUCUAUAAUGUCAAAACCUCAGAGUCGGUGCUGAUAUCGUGGCCUGGAACAGAGCUUAAGAGCAAGGAUACCGCUACUGUAAGAGCUCGCGCACACGGCUUGGAGGGCCAACCUUCGUCAGAUUGGUCACAACCUUCCACAGUUGAAACAGGAUUGUUGACAACAGAUGAUUGGCAAGGCGCAUUCCCGAUUGCGGCCGAUCGCGCCACAGAGACCAAUGCCACGAAGCGUCCGGUCCACUUCCGCAAAGACUUUAGUGUCAAUACCACGAUCGCAAAGGCGAGGCUUUAUAUCACUGCGCUGGGGCUGUAUGUUGCAGAGAUAAAUGGCAAGCGCGUCGGCGACCACGUACUCGCACCCGGAUGGCAGUCGUACAGCUACCGGCACGUAUACGAUACCUACGAUGUUACGGAUCUGUUGCAACAGGGCGACAAUACCAUAGGCGCAACAAUUGGGGAAGGCUGGUACGCUGGUAGGAUUGGUUUCAACACACAAAUACCUCGUAAUCUUUGGGGCGACACCCUUGGACUGCUCUGCCUGCUCUCCGUGACGGAAAAUUCAGGUAAGGAGACGACAGUCAAGAGUGAUCUCUCGUGGAGUGCCUCCACUGGGCCAAUCGUCUCAUCUGAAAUCUACGACGGUGAGGUGUACAACUCGGCUGCAGAACUGAAAGGCUGGUCAACUCCGAAAUUCGACGACAGCGGAUGGUCAGCAGUCAAGCAAUUGCCAAUGCCAGCUGGCUCGUUGGUUCCCUCCGACGGCGCUCCUAUCAAGCGUGUUGAACAGGUCACGCCUGUCUCCAUACUCAAGUCCAAAUCAGGAAAGACUGUGAUUGACUUCGGGCAGAACCUGGUGGGGUGGCUCAAAGUGACUGUGUCCGGUCCUUCGGGUACAAACAUUACCUUCCACCACGCGGAAGUAAUGAAUGAUGGUGAGAUCGACACGGUACCGUUGCGAAGCGCGAAGCAGCGAGAUACCUUGAUACUCUCCGGCAAUGCAACGCAGACUUGGGAACCGUCCUUCACUUACCACGGCUUUCGGUAUGUUCAGGUAGAUGGCUGGCCCAGCGCAACUCCAUUGGACGGUACUUCCGUUGUUGCACAAGUUGUGCAUAGUGAUAUGGAGCGUACUGGAUACUUUGAGAGCUCGCAUGCGCUGUUGAACAGAUUCCACGAAAACGUUAUUUGGUCUCUAAGGGGAAAUUUCCUCGGCGUUCCGACAGACUGCCCGCAGCGUGAUGAGCGCCUAGGGUGGACAGGGGAUGCGCACGCCUUCAUGCCAACUGCAAACUACCUCUACGAUGCGUCUGGCUUCUGGCGCGGCUGGCUCAAGGAUGCGUGGUCUGAGCAGAAACGCGGAGACUACAUGGUCCCUCCGAAUUUCGCAGACAAGCAGAUGCUCGAGGAGCAGUAUGAUGCGGCCCAAGCUUGGAUCGACACAGGAAUCCCGCGAAACGAUGUAGGCUUAUGGGACAGGUCCACCUUUCAAUUCGCAGAUUGGCUGGACCCAAAGGCACCAGCGGAGGAUGCAGGAGCGGCGACCACUGACAAACACCUCGUCUCGGAUGCGUACCUCAUCGAGAUGACCCGCCUGUUGUCGAACCUGAGCAAGGUCCUGGGUAAAGACGAUAUUGCCACGCAAUACGCAAGUCAACGCGAAGAUCUCAUCAAGGAAUUUCACAAGGCGUGGACGGAGCCUUACCCCGUCAUCGCGAACGUCACCCAAACAGCACUCGCCUUGGGUAUAGCUUUUGAUAUUUGGACUCCCAAUACCGCCGCUCGCAAGGUAGCUGCUGAAACACUGCGCGAAGUCAUUAAGAAUAACACGUAUCUUGUGGGAACUGGCUUCGCCGGUACUCAGCAACUAGGCAAUGCGCUCACGUCCAUCAACGCGACAGCUGACUUCUACAAGAUGUUACAACAGACGCAGGUUCCGUCAUGGCUUUACGCCGUCACCAUGAACGGCACCACCACCUGGGAACGCUGGGACAGCAUGCUGCCGGACGGAUCGAUCAACACAGGCACUAUGACAAGUUUUAAUCAUUAUUCUUUCGGCAGCGUUGCAGACUGGAUCCAUAAGAAGAUUGGGGGCAUAGCACCAGGCUCACCAGGUUGGAAGACAGUGGUGGUUGCGCCGGAGCCGGGAGGAGACAUUACCAGUGCUAGUGCCCAUGUUUUGAGUCCGUACGGUGCAGUAAAUUCGAGCUGGAGGGUCGAGGCAGAUGGUUUCCAUCUUACAGUCACUGUGCCUCCUAACAGCAAAGCAGAGGUUGUCCUUCCGGGCUCGGGAGAGUCGGCCACCAUGGGCAGUGGGACGAAGACUUUCUUCGUUGAGGCAUACACGAUUCCAGAGUAGAAGCAU